AUGGAGGCCCUAGUGGAAGAAGUCCGGAGACAGGCCAAGGCCGGUGAUGAGAAAACACGCAAGGAUAUCUUGGAUUCACUGAGCAAGCUGUAUGCUUCUAUCGAAUCUCCAGAUGAUACUGUUCAGCGCUUUACCUUCUACAACAUGCAACUGGCUUGUAUCCGCACCGCCAUCGAUCUAAAGCUAUUCGAGCUAUUAACACAGGCCGAUGGCCCCCUCACUGUGGACCAGCUGAGUGAGAGCACGGGAGCCAAUCCAGUGUUCAUGGGCCGGUUACUGCGUUAUUUGGCUUCCUAUCACGCCGUCCAGGAGGUGGCCAAAGAUACGUUCACUGCGUCCAACAUCUCUAGAACCUUUUCCCAGCGUGGAUUCCAAGCUGCUGUUGGCCAUCUCUUCAACAAUGCCGGCCCGUCCAUCCAGGAUCUUCCGGCCUUCCUGGAAGAGAACGGAUACCCCGAUAUUCAGGAUAAUGUAAAGACACCUUUCCAGAGAGUCAUGAACACGGAAUUACCGGCAUUUCUAUGGCUGCAAGAACACCCUGAGAAUUUGGCAUUCUUCAAUGAACACAUGCAAGCCAAUCGAUUCGGCAUGCCCACCUUCUUGGAUGUCUUUCCAGCCCCGGAUAAGGCCAGUGAAACAAGCGCCGACCGAGCCCUUUUCGUGGAUAUUGGAGGAGGGUUCGGUCAGCAAGCUAUUUCCUUCCGGGAAAAGUACAGCCAACUCGAAGGCCGAGUGAUUGUUCAGGAUCUGGCCCCGACCACGGCCAACGCGACACAGCAUCCUGGCGUAGAGUUCAUGGCUUAUAACUUUUUCACUCCCCAGCCAGUGAAAGGAGCGAAAUUCUACUACUUGCGGAAUAUCCUCCACGAUUGGCCAGAUCACAAGUGCGUGGAGAUUUUGCAGAAUAUCAAGGAUGCUAUGGCCCCAGACUCUUAUAUCCUGAUUGAUGACAUGGUCCUGCCUAAUGUUGGCGUUCACUGGCAGCAGGCACAAUUAGACAUGCUCAUGAUGGCGGCCUUGGGCGCUCGGGAGCGAACUCAGGAACAGUGGAAUCAGCUGUUACAGAGCGCAGGGCUGAAGAUUAACAAGGUGCACACGUACACGGAGAGCUUGCAGGAUAGUAUUAUCGAAGCCGUUGCUGCAUAA
Molecule: messenger RNA, 1146 nt
Organism: Aspergillus costaricaensis CBS 115574
Lineage: Eukaryota; Fungi; Ascomycota; Eurotiomycetes; Eurotiales; Aspergillaceae
Product: O-methyltransferase
Exons: 5
Coding region: 1-1146 (381 amino acids)
Molecular function (GO): O-methyltransferase activity
Source: RefSeq, a predicted model, not a curated record